Messenger RNA from Perognathus longimembris pacificus (Pacific pocket mouse), 207 nucleotides. Its product is annotated as ubiquitin-like protein 5. Gene Ontology annotation, biological process: mRNA splicing, via spliceosome; protein modification process. The record is from RefSeq and is a predicted model, not a curated record. Lineage: Eukaryota; Metazoa; Chordata; Mammalia; Rodentia; Heteromyidae. Gene Ontology annotation, molecular function: protein tag activity. Gene Ontology annotation, cellular component: nucleus; cytoplasm.
AUGAUCAAGGUUGGCUUCAAUGACUGCCUGGGCAAGAAAGUCCACAUUGUGUGCAACACUGAGGACACCAUUAGGGCUAAGCUUAUCACUGCCUAAACUGGCACCUGUUGGAACAAGAUUGUUCUGAAGAAAUGGUAUACCAUUUUGAAGGACCAGGUGUCCCUGAGGAACUAUGAAAUCCAUGAUCAAGUGAAAUUCGAACUUUAG